AUGGGUGAUUGUCAUGAAGCUCACGUAAAUUUGAAUAUAGAAAUGAUUGCAAUUGUUCUUGUGCCGUAUAUUGAAGAAACACCGAGGUAUCCUAUCAAAGAAUGUCAAAUCUCCGUUCUCAAUAAGUACCGUAAAACAAUUAGCUUUGUCGAUGAAUGGCGAUUUAAACACCAUAAGGGAGUUAAUGAAUGCAUUUUCAAUUAUGUGUUUUGGACGUUUAAGUCACGUGUUGAUGGCUUUCGUUAUUUUCGACCGGUGAUAUCAAUAGAUGGAACACAUGUAUAUGGUAAGUAUGAUAUCAAGUUGUUGAUUACGGUUGGUACGGAUGGAAAUGGCUCCAUUUUUCCUUUGGCUUUUGCAAUAGCAGCGAAUGAAAGUCUUGAUACACGGACCAAGUUUUUGAGCGAUUUGCAUCAACAUGUCGUGCGUGGUCGUGAAGGAAUUAUGUUGAUAUCUGACAGACAUCACAAAAUACUUAGAAGUGUCUCUACAGAGCAUAACUGGCAAGCUUCUUUUGCCUAUCACCGUUAUUGCUUAAGGCAUUUGAAGGCCAAUUAUCAGAGAGCUUACAAAAGUGUCUGA
Messenger RNA from Capsicum annuum, 582 nucleotides. RefSeq lists its product as uncharacterized. Lineage: Eukaryota; Viridiplantae; Streptophyta; Magnoliopsida; Solanales; Solanaceae. The transcript has 3 exons. Bases 1 to 582 code for a protein of 193 amino acids. The record is from RefSeq and is a predicted model, not a curated record.